Molecule: messenger RNA, 4065 nt
Organism: Mesorhabditis spiculigera
Lineage: Eukaryota; Metazoa; Nematoda; Chromadorea; Rhabditida; Rhabditidae
Source: the annotation of a GenBank genome assembly
AUGGGCAAAUUUCGGCAUCGCAUAGGGCCGUCACGCGGCACGAAACUUCAGCGUGGACACAUUAACGACAGCAACCCGGUGAAAAGACGGCAUCGUGAUGCUGCGAACUCGGCUCGACGGGCGGAGCUUGUGCCCCUCGUCCCCGUCGACGAGCUCGAGGACUACGGCCAAGAAGGCGAUGAAAAGAUGCUCGACGGCUUGAACAUGGACAGCAUGUCGUUGGGAAACCCAUUUCCCUCGAGCGCGGCGUCGAUGAUCUCUGAGGGCGGCAUGUCGAAGAUGACGCGCUACACUGGCUUCACGAGCUGCACGAACCAAACUUUCGCGGCGGUGCACCGCGUCUGGAAGUCCGGCUCGACCCUGCAGAAGGAGGUCCUGGCCGUUCUUUCCGCGGUGGCCGAGGUUAUUAAAGAAAAACAGGGCAACGAAUCGGACGUAGAGUAUUUUGGCGCGCUGCUGACGACGCUCGAGUCGACGCCUGCCUCAGAAAUCGAUCGUUCCGCCGCGACAACUUAUCUGCUACAUUUGAUCGUGAAGAAGGUUUCCCGCGAAGUGCUCCAACGGAAUUUCAGCGAAACGGUGAAGAUCCUCGCCCAGGCGCUGAUGCAGAUGACCGGCGACGAGCAAGAUGGCGUCGCUUGCAAAUUUCUGAUAAUGACGCUCGGCGUGGUGCUCCGAGCCCAGCCGAGCACCGUCUGGCUGAUACAAGGAAAUCGCGACCUCGUGAUGCUCAUAGCAUCGUUCUGCACCCAUUCAAAGCCUCGUGUGCGAACCGUCGCUCGUCGGGUGGUCAGGGGUCUACUCACCGAUCCCGUUUCGGCCGUGGACAAUGGUUUGCACGCUGCGGCUGGCCAGGUCGGGGAAUAUGUUGACGAGCAAAUUCGGGCCUGCUUGGACAGCAAGCAAGACUCGGCCGACCUGAUCCGCUACUUCUGCCUUCUCGAGGGCAUCAUGCACAAGAUGCCGGCCCGGAUCUUCAAGCAGCUCGCCGAGGGAAUUUUGAAAAGUGUGGCACUGGCCAACUCGCAGGUGAAAUGCGCGGCACUGCAAUGCCUCUACCGAGCCCUGCUACAACAACCAUCCGAGGCGGCACUCUCCGUGGAAAUCAACGCACUUUUGAUAUCCUCCCUGCGCUCGCUGGCCACAUCGCCGUCUGAUGCGCCCGUCUGCGCUUUCUGGCUGCAGGCUCUCGUCGAGGCGCACGUAUGUCUGACGUGCAAGGACAAGCGCCGAUCGUGUGAAUUGCUGCCCGAGACGCUCGAGGAGAUUACCAAGGCCUUCCAGGUGACGAACAACGAGCUGUGCCAGGUCAUCGUCCAGGUGCUCAACCGCGUCAUCGAGCGCUGUAUCGAAGACGAGGCCGAGGCGGCGCGGAAGUUGCUCGCCCUGCUUGAAGCGUCACUAACCGGCUUCUCGGCAACGAUCUGGAAGUACAUCUUCAAGUCGAUGACGUACCUUUUCCAGAUUGCCGGCCCGGCACUGUGCGCUGACGAGUUGGUGAAGACCCUGCGCACCCUGGCCCGAUUGCGCGAAGAGGAUGGGUGCAGCUGCAAGCAGGAGAUCGAUUUUGCCAUCGGUGCCGCCGUGCGCUACAUUGGCGUGCAGCACGUCGUGCAAGUGUUGCCCCUGCAGAUCGACCCCGAUGCCCCGGUGCUGCCGCUCGACUUUAGAAGGUUUGAGCUUCAUAGCCAAUGCCCUAAUCGAAAUUAUUUUGGGUCGUGGCUGCUGCCGGUUUUCCGCGUCAACAUCCGCAACGCACCGCUGGAAAUCUUCAUAAAAUACUUCAUGCCGUUGGCGACCAAAUUGUACAGGAGGCUCGACUCGUUGGAGAAGGUGACGGCCAAGGCGUACCACAUCAUCCAAGCGCAGCUCUGGGACUUGCUGCCCGCAUUCACCGGGUCGGCGUCGGAUUUCGAGACUGGUUUCCCGCAUAUUGCACAGAUGCUUGGCGUUGCCCUGAACGAGCGCAAGGACCUGCGAAGCACGCUUCUGACCGGCAUUCGCUCGGCGCUUCGAUUCGCCUUGGCGCCGGAUGCCCCGGAAAGUCGACGCGAAGUGAUGUCAAGAUUCGCCAAGAACUACUUGCCCAUCCUCUUCAAUAUGUACGUGAACGACGGCGAGGUCGACGAUGGUCAUGAAGCGCAGGCCGUUCGGCUGUCCGCCCUCUCCGCCAUCCAGGCCUACGUCGAGGCGGCCCCCCAAGAGCUCUUGGCCCAAUACACGCGAAGUGCCAUCCAGCGAUUCGAGGCUUCGCGUGAAGUCUCGAUGGAUGCCUCUGACGCAGAGAAAAAGAAGGAGCAGCACAAGCAGAAGGACGUCCGGAAGCGCAUUGUCGACAUCAUGAUCGCCAUGGUCAAGACGGCGUCACCCGCGGAAAUCCAAGAGAUCUUUGCGCUCGUCACCCCGUUCUUCGACAAGCCAAAGGAUGGGCCCAUGCAAAAGAAAGCGUACCGUGUCCUGGUGGAAGUGCUGAAGCGAAGAUGUGAACCCGACGUCGCGCAACUUUUCGCCGAUGACCAGCAGAGGUUACUGGCGACUCUGUUGAAAUCAAGCGACGCAGUGGCCGGCCCCGCCCGCUCUUCUCACCAAGAGGCUGUCGAUGCCGUCCUCUCGUCCACCGAUUCCUACGAAGAGUUGCAGCAGUUUGUUCAAGCCGCCCUGCCGCUGACGGUCCAAUGCCUCGAGAAAUCGAACUCGAUGCCGACUCGUGAGAGCGCCUCGAAAUGCUUCCAGCACAUGUGCUUGCGGCUGAUCGAGCGGGGAGCCGAGGAAGACAAGCGGCCCACCGAGGUGCUGUACACGGUGAUCAACGCCAUCUACGCGUUGCUGACCCCGAAGGCUGGCCAGCCUGCCAUCUCUCUGGAAACAACCCGUGCUUGCUUGGUGGCGCUCAACAUCAUCGCGCAGAAGCAUAUCAAGCUCUUGGACGGCUCGAAUUUGGCGCGUCUGGUGGCCCAGGGAUGCACAGCCAUUGCCGACAGCCGACCGACGGUCCGCGUCCUCGGCAUCCGCCUGGUGCGCAUUCUCGUCGUCAAGAUGCCGCCGGAAAUCGCGCUCCACCAACAUCGCGAACCAAUUCUUCAAGCCUUCUUCGCACAGGAUUGCGACACGGCAACCACCCAGAUCCGGAAAGCCAACAAAAUUCUGCUCGACGUCGUCCUCGACAAGUUUGGGCAAAUGGUCGUCGAGAAGUACGCCACAGACCGGAUCGACUGGCAGAAGCAGAUCAAGGCGCUGGCGAAGGCGAAGCGAAGGAAGGCGCGCAAGGCCGAGGGCGGAGAGGACGAAAAUGAUUCCGGGGACGACGAUGGACGAUCGGUGGCCGGCUCGCAAGUGUCGGCCAAGACCGCCGGCGCCGAUACGAUUUUGCAGCUGCUUGAAGACAGUGCUGAGGAAGAUGAGGUCGAUAAGGAGGAGAUGAUGGAACGACGCUCGCGCACCGGGAGCGUCUGGCUUCGCGAGGACGCUGACGAGGUCAACGACCUGCUGGACAGGAACAUGCUGCUCAACAAGGUGUCCACCGUCGACCCGUCACUGGUGGCCAAGCGGGAGGCCCGGAUGGCCGCGCGCAAGAAGGACAAGUGCGGAUUCGCCGUGACGAAGGAUGGCAAGCUGAUCAUCGAUGACGAGAGUGACGACGAGAAGCCCAAGAAGAAAAAGAAGACUGAAAACGUCAAUUCUGAUGACAUCGCCGACGUGAUCGGCUCGAAGAAGGGCGCGACGAAGUCAAGGAAAUCCGGCUCGGACGAUGAGAGCGACGACGACGAGGUGGAAGAUGACAAGAAGUCGAGGGUGUCGCGCGUCUCUCGGGUCUCCGGCGUCUCGCGCAAGAGCACCACUUCUGGAUACAAGCCCGGCGGCACCGGCAUUCACAGGGAUUUGACUCGGCCUAUUGCUAAGGCAGCCCGUCGACAGAACAAGGCCGGCGGUGACGUGAAGGCGAAGGGCAAGGCGCUCGAGCCGUACGCCUACGUGCCGUUGAAGAAGCUGGGCAAGAAGGGCGCCGCCGGUGCGGCUCAAGAGGAAAUCCGUCGGAUGACCGGUCGCAAGCGGAAGAUGCGGAAG